AUGAGAGUAGGCAUCAUAGGAGCUGGUGCAGCCGGUUUGGCCUCGGCCAGACAAGUUAUUCAGAAGGGCUUCCAUUGCGACGUUUUCGAAAUAGCUGACCAAAUCGGCGGGGUUUGGGUUUACACAGAUCGCGUAGGUCACGAUGAAUACGGAUACCCGGUAUAUUCAGCCAUGUAUCAAAAUCUCAGGACUAAUCUGCCCAAGGAAGUUAUGGGUUUCCCGGAUUUUCCUGUACCGGAUCAGGAGAAGUCCUAUUUAACUCAAAAAGAAGUUCUGCAGUUUUUGAACCAAUACGCGGAUUAUUUCGGGUUGAGUCAGCACGUGAAAUUGAAUUGCAUGGUAACCAACGUUCGCCCUCUACCUAAUAACAAAUGGGAAUUAACGCACGUUUUCAAACAUACUAAUGAAGUUUUCACUGAUGAAUAUGAUGCAAUAAUGGUAUGCAACGGCCACUACAACGAACCCCUCGUACCCACCAUUGAAAAUAUAGAUAAUUACUCUGGGGAGGUAAUACACAGUCACAUAUACCGUUCGGCAGAAAAAUACAAAGAUAAACGGAUACUGACUGUGGGAGCUGGUCCUUCGGGGCUCGAUUUGACUUUGCAAGUCUCCAGAUUCGCGAAAAAAGUUUAUUUCAGCCACCAUUCCGAGCGAGCAUCCGCAACAACAUUCCCUCCUAACGUCGAGCACAUGCCUGAUGUAAAACGAAUCAUCGGAGACAAAACUGUGGAGUUCGUGAACGGUUGUCGUCGCGACAUCGAUGUUAUAUUAUUAUGCACAGGCUACAGGUACAAUUUCCCGUUUCUACACGAGUCCUGCGGUAUCACGAUGGAGGAUAAUUUCAUUCAGCCGCUCUACAAGCACAUGAUACACUUGGAGAAACCGACUUUGAGCUUUAUCGGGAUACCGUUCAACGUUUGUACGUUUCACAUGUUCGAUUUGCAAGCUAGGUACUUUUGCGAGUAUUUAAACGGAUCGAUGAGCCUUCCUUCGACGGAGGAAAUGCGACGACUUACUGAUGAGGAAAUGCGGCUGAGAUGGGACACGGGAUUAUCAAAGAAGAACUCCCACAUGAUGGGGAAGUACCAGGAGAGCUAUUACAAUGACUUGGCGAAAGAUGCAAACAUUGAGACGAUUUCCCCUGUGUACGUUAAAUUGCGCGACAUUAGCAUUAGCAAUUUGUACACCGAUUUGAUGAAUUUUAGGGAUAUCAAGUACAAAAUUAUCGACGAUGAAAAUUAUAUUAAAUUUAAUUAG
Phyllotreta striolata is the source of this 1257-nucleotide messenger RNA. Lineage: Eukaryota; Metazoa; Arthropoda; Insecta; Coleoptera; Chrysomelidae. The record is from the annotation of a GenBank genome assembly.